Messenger RNA from Lottia gigantea (owl limpet), 429 nucleotides. RefSeq lists its product as hypothetical. Lineage: Eukaryota; Metazoa; Mollusca; Gastropoda; Lottiidae. The record is from RefSeq and is a predicted model, not a curated record. The transcript has a single exon. Gene Ontology annotation, biological process: regulation of centriole replication. Gene Ontology annotation, cellular component: centriole; centrosome; cytosol. The annotation marks the transcript as partial.
AUGAAGGGCAAGGAAGCUCGUUACAGAAUCAGUCCCAAUGAGGAAGAAAGACUUCUCAAGGAAGAAACUGAAAAAAGACGCAAGUUACGCUUGAUACAGGUUCGCGAACAGGCGAAACAAAGUGCUAAAUCGAUACGCGAGGAUGUGCGUCGAGAAAAAGAAAAACAAUUAAUGAGAUUGGCUAAAAGCAUUGAAAGUGAUCUGGAGAGACAGAAGCAAGAAAAAGUGUAUGAACUUCAAGAACAGUACGAGAACACCCUUAAAAACAUCGGUCAAGGUCACAAAGACGCUCAGGAACACGAGGACGGCAGUUUUGAACGUCUGAAACGAAAACUUGAGGCUCAAGAAGCUGCCACCAGACGACACAUGAAAGCUUUAGAAAAACUAAAAAAUGAAAAAGUGUUAAAGGCCUUGAAAGAAAAUCAAACC